AUGCCGAAUACCGAGAGACCCCGAGCCAGGCCAAAGCUCCGGAACAGAAACCGGAUUCGGGCCAGGCCCGCCACGCCCGAGGAUGUGCUGGAGAAUCACCUUCAGAAGCUCUUCGAGGAGCAGGAGCUACUGCACAACCUGCUGAUUAGCCAUCGUCCGGGGAUCAAGGCCCAGCUGGAGGAUCUCGGGGGCGAGAGCAACUACGAGUUCGACACCCAGGACGAGGAGGCGGAUGAAGAAAAGCAGCUAAACUUCAAGCCGGUUGACGAGAAUCCAAAGGAUUUUAGUGGCCAACCAGAUAACGUAAUCCUGGCCGAGGAUGUGGAGGAGGACUACUCGGAUCCUCCGAAAUUCGAAGACCUUCCGAUCCUUCCGCCUCGAAUUUAUCCGCAUUGCAAGAACCACAUCACUAGUGCUAUUCCACUGCCCAUUUUGGUGGGCAAAUGCACCGCACCGAAGGUCGACGGACAGGGCUACGAUCCGCCCUUCCUUUAUCCCGAUUUCAUUGCCAAAAACGAGAAGAGUCGCGUGAAGUACAUCUUCACUUUGGUGGAUAGUUUGGUCCAGCAAAUGGAGCGUUUUCUUAAACUCAACGAACAUUCGGUGGGCGAGGGAGCCAAAAAAAAGCGACCCACCGGAACUGUUCCCAAAUCGAAGUCCCAGAACCAAUUCAAAAUCGAUCAAGUGGGUCAUGCGAAAUAUACGAUUAUUGUCAAGCCUCGUUUAAGGGAGCCAAAGCAACACAACCAGUCGAAGAAUCAUCGUUUGGCCAAAAGUAAGAUGCCGAAAUCCAAACCGGAAACUAAUCCCGAACUGGAUUUGGAUUUGGAUUUGGAUUGUGAAUUCGGCAUGGAGCACAUUGAGAAGUUUCGAGCCAAUACGGUUCGCGAUGAAAAGCCUGGGAAAUCCGGAACCAAAAAGAAAGUUCAGGAGAAACCCGCUGAAAAUGCUGAAGGUGCUGAAAAGGAGGAAGAAGAAGAAGAUGAAGAUACAGAGGUGGAGGAGGAAAGAGAGGAGAAAGUAAUGUUGGUAAAGUUGAAAAAACAGGAACCGAUAUUCGAAACAAUUCUGAGUAGACCACCAUCAAAGAAGGAUGAAUACUCGUAUAUGUCGAUUCUUGAAGCUGGCCUGGCCAAAGCCCGUAGAAAGCAGUUGAGACGGGAGAAAAAGUAUGGCAAUGUCACUCCGCGACCUUCGACGCCCUCCACGCGACCUUGCACGCCCAUCGAAGAGCCGCCUGCUGCCCCGAAAACCUCGAAACACUCCACGUUCUAUGAGCUAUUUGCGGCCCAAUUGGAUGCCGGUCAACUUGAAAGGAGCACCCUAACGCCAUGGCGUCUGUUACAAGCCAGAGGACCCCCGCCAUUAAAGAGCUGGCAACGGGAAAUCGUUAGGUUUGUGCGAGAGUAUAAGAAGGAAACAAAACGAAGACAAAGAAUGAAAGAGAGGGUCAGAAUGGGAAAGAAGCCCAUGGCGAAAAGAAAGCCCAAAACUUUGCUAGAAGAAGUAUUGGGUAAAAAGGGAUCGCGAAGGGAGCUGCUGCACCGGAAGUACCAUUAUGUGCCCAUCAAGUUGAAGAAGAAGCGCCACCGGCACUACAAGGCCUACAAAAGGCAGAAGGAAUGGUUCAGGGCGGAACGUCAAUACAAGCGAAUCCUGUACCUAAGGAUUUUCCGACCCGACGAUCUCUUCAAGACCAAAUUGACCAAGAGGGAAAAAUGGGCCCAGGGGCGUCAAUUCUUCAACAUACGAAUCCUGGAUCCGGUGAAGCCCAGGAAAUUUCCCAAAACAGAAGUACCCGAAAUGCCAGCCGAGGAAGAGUGGUCAGAGGAUGAGGAGGAUCCCGACGCCAGUCCCAGGCCCAUGGACAAGGGUCAGAGGUUGAAGAACCUGCUCAUGGAAAGCGCUCGCCUGAAGCGGCAGGAGAAACUCCAUCAUUUGGUACUGCCCGAGGAUCCCCUGAGGGCAGUCUACCUGCCCCUUCUAGAGCGACGAAAGAGCCUGGUCGAUAACGCCACAGAAAAGAUUCCUGAGAAGGAGGAACCCGAAAAAGUAGAAGAGAAUCAACCCGAAGCAGUGUUAGAAACAUUGGAUAGUGCCAGGACUUUCUAUAGCACAUCCACCACUAUCGAACUUUCCAAUGUUCCACUGUCGAUAGCCACAGUUAGCACUCUCUUCUACGAGUCCAAGCCACCACCAAUCGAAGCAAUCGAAGCUAAGGAGGCAAUCGAAAACAAAGCCCCCGAACCCAUCAAAAAAGAAAAGAAAGCGGAAAGAAAGCGAGAGAAAAAGGAAAGACACCAUCAUAGAGUUGGUCCCAAAAUCCGAUUGCCCGAUGAUAAGGCGGAAUUCCGGAGAUACUUCGAUUUGGAUGGUAUUUCGCUGUACAUCCUGAAGCGCAUGUCCAAGAUGAAGCCCAAGAAGAGCCGGCCACGCAUCGAAGGUCGCGUAAGGAUCUCCAACUAUCUGACGCAUUUCUACUGGCAGCGUUUGCGACGCGAUGAUCCGUACUUCCAUUGGUUCGUCAACGAGGGCUUCUACCCGGCUCACUACCUCACUAAGCUGAAGGAACUCAAGGACCUCCAGGUCCAGACGAAUGACCAACUGGAUGAGGAGAUUCUGCAGUACAUAGAACGGAUGAAUAAGGCGGUCAGUGAGGGCGAGGAGAAACCGUUGACCCUAACCUGGCAGAUGGCCCACCUGAUGGUCACCUCCUACUUCUGUGUGCUCUACCACAGAGCCACUUCGAAGCGCCGACCUGUCGAGGAGAGGUCAUUGGUCCGGUGUCGCAUUGCCGUCUCGGUGGUGGAGCUGUAUCAACAGGAACUGAGUCGCGGAUGGGGAAAGGACAUUCGGGUGAAUUGCAGGCGACUGAUGAGCUGGGCCCGCUGGCACGAGACUCGCGUUCGGCUGAUCUACGAAGAGGCACUUGUGAAUGCCGAGGAGAGGUCCUCUAUCGAAACCUGCCUGGUGAUGCGUACUCCGAAUUUGGAGUGCCUCGAUGAGUUCUACGAACGUCGUGUUAUGCCCCGACCCGAUGCCUUGGCCAUCAAUCCGUUGGCCCACAAGAUACGUCGCUAUCCCCAGAACAAGAAGAUAAAGAAAAAGAAUAAGCGUAGUGUUGGAAAACGCCAUCGAAAGUUCCCUUGUCCCAUUCAGGGUUGCAAGAUGACUUUGCGCUCCAGUGUUGUAAUGUCGCACUUUCUCAGCGAUCACUGCCGCCGUUUGCAGGAGCUUUGGCUCACCGAUCGCAUGGUUCUGAUGUUCUAUCCCAGUUCCUAUCCGCCCGAGCAGAUCUACUGCAUUUGUGUGCUGGCCCUGUUGGUCAGGAUGCCAGCCAAAAAGGCCCCGAUACCACGGACCAUAAUCAACGAUCAGUUGCCCUCACAAUAUCUGUAUUUUGCCGAACAUGCUCCGUGUUUUCUGAUGUUCGCCCAGGUCGAAAGGUCAACGAUUGAGGAAAAACCAUCUGCAGAUCCCAAACCCAAUAAUCGUGACUCUCUAUACAUCUUUUGGCUAACCAGCGCCGAUUUUCAUCUGAAAAAUGUCGUCUGUCGCGUCUACAUUUAUUGCCAGGAUCGCAGUCUCAAGGGAAAUUCGCUGUUGAAUUUCGUUAGCAUGUCGGAGUUUAAGAGCGUUGCCCAUCUGGUCAAAAAUCAGCCGGGCAGCUAUCUGGCCAUCGAUUAUAAAACUAUGGCAUCGCUGACCAAGGACUUCAAGGAACUGCUCUUUAUCGAGGUGCGCUACCUCAAUAAAAUGGUCGAGCAUGAAGAUUCCAAUGACGAGACCUUCGAUGUUUAGAAAUUUGAACCUCUGGGCAGAAAACUUUGAGGGAUAUCAACAGCUUAAUUGGAACUUAACUGGAACUAUAUAUAUAUUUUUAUAUGCCAACUUUGGAAAAUUAUUGUGUCACUUGAAAUAAACACAGGUUGUGGGUAAUAAAUUGAAGAAUUCCUUUAAGAA
Drosophila takahashii is the source of this 3963-nucleotide messenger RNA. RefSeq lists its product as uncharacterized. The record is from RefSeq and is a predicted model, not a curated record. NCBI's taxonomy places the organism in Eukaryota, Metazoa, Arthropoda, Insecta, Diptera, Drosophilidae.